Molecule: messenger RNA, 1233 nt
Organism: Iphiclides podalirius (scarce swallowtail)
Lineage: Eukaryota; Metazoa; Arthropoda; Insecta; Lepidoptera; Papilionidae
Source: the annotation of a GenBank genome assembly
AUGCGUAUAGAGAAGGGACGUUAUUUUGCAUGUUCGUUAUGUAGAAAGAAACAAGAUUGUACUGUUCAUAUCGAGGAGGAAGACUGGAAGAAGGAGAAUGUCCGCAAAAGAAAUGAAAAGUACUAUGCUCUUAUUCCUAAAAUUGAUAAACCCGCGGCGUGGAAAAACUUCAAUGAGAUUAAAUCAAAGCAUGCAACCAACAGAGCAUAUUGCAAUAAUUGCCAAGAGUUAUACAUUUUUUCACAAACCAAGAAACAUUUGAAGGAUCACAAAGUUGUCACUUCACUUACCGAUGAACAACUUGCUAAUCCAACCACAUGGUUACCACCUCUUGAGAAUGAUCAAAGGGAAGCACAAUAUUUAUUUUCCAAGAAGUCAAUCAGUACAGUUUUGGGAAUAUUGAAAAAUAAUAACAUUAGGAACAUCCUAUGUGUGGGGACUCCAUCAGUACAUGAGGUGGCACAGGCACAUCCUGACUAUGACUCUUUACUUCUGGACUAUGACACACGUCACCACCUGUUUCAUGCACCUAACAAAUUCCUCUGGUAUAACAUGUUCAACAAUUACCUGUUUAAUGGAAAUGAGGAUGAAAAAGUCCUGACGAAAUUUUUCAAAAGUUCAAAAGAUAGAGGUUUAUGCAUUGUCAUGGACCCUCCGUUUGGUGGCAGGGUGGAGCCAUUGGUACAGACCAUCAGAGAACUGUCCACUGUGUAUAGGAAAGUUUGUGAUGGAGAGGGACUGUUGCCUGUCAUCUGGGCUUUUCCUUAUUUUUCCGAACCCUAUAUUCAAAAUCUUGAGCCGGAAAUAAACAUGCAUGAUUAUCGGGUCGAAUAUCGCAACCACAAGAGGUUCCAAAGCGGCGGCGUGAAGCUCGGCUCGCCGGUGCGUUUCUUCACGAACCUACCCUUUGCGUCCAUUAACCUCUCAAACGACAGCAACUACAAACACUGCGACAAAUGCAAGUGCUGGGUGGUGCAGAGCAACGCGCACUGCAACAAGUGCAGGCGUUGCACGAGCAAGCACGGCGCUACGUAUAAGCACUGCAACGUCUGCAAACGCUGCGUGAAACCGACCUACGAGCAUUGCAAGGCCUGUGAUCGGUGUUGCCAUGUUAAACACCAGUGCGGUGUGGUCGUCGAGUCUCAGUCUUGUUACAAGUGUAAUGAGAAGGGGCACAAACAAUCACAGUGUCCAGUAUCAGAAGACAUCACUAAGAAGAAACGUAAAAAUGCU